UUCCCAAAUGAAUAAUGUACUCUACUCUCUUUUCCAGGAGGCUGGGGGUUUAUUUAAUUAUUAAACGUAAGUUGGUACGAAAAAUUCAGCUAAGCGGAAACACAUCGGCGUCUGAGUGGGCCCGGUUCAAACGGCCAAAGCCACUCCUAGCGCCGAUCCGGGCGGGCCCCACAACCAAACCCCCGUAUAACACCCGAGGCCGUCAGCGCCACUGCCCUUCCGCAUCCAAAGUCCACCACUUCCCUCUGCUCCGACCUCGCCGGCGACCCACCCCGCAAUGGUCGACGUCGACCGCCGCCCGUCGCACCCGCACGGCCUCCCGCGCCCGCCUUCCCACGCCGCCGGCCUGCGCCGUCUCUCCACCCGCGCUUCGGCACCCAGCACCCCGCGCACCGCGGCGCCUCCGUCUCCCUCCGCCGCCUCCGCGGGGCCCGCGCCCUCCCCAUCCGCGCUCCUCGCUCACCUCGCCGCGGCUGGUGUGACCGUCCUCCCGGGGCUCUCCGACGCCGAGCUCGCCCUCGCGGAGGCCGCGCUCGGCGGCGUCCAGCUCCCGCCCGACCUCCGCGACCUCCUCGCGCUGGGCCUGCCGUCGGGGGACGGCUUCCCGGACUACCGCUCCCCCGCGGGGCUGCGCCUCCUCCGCUUCGCCGCGCAGGAGGUCCCCGCGGCCGUCGCCUCCACGACGCUGCCCCUCGCCCCGGGCCGGCGGCGCGCGGGGGGACGGGCCGCGCCGCCGCCGCCGCCGCCCCUCGUCCCGCUCUGCGGCCGGCAUUACGUGCCGGCGACGCCCUGCCUCGCGGGCAACCCGGUGUUCCACGUGUCCGACUCCGGCGUGGCGUUCGCGGGCGCCAACGUCGCCGACUUCCUCCUCCGCGCCUUCGCCGCCGAGCCGCCCCCCGGCGCGCCGCUGCGGCGCCAGCUCUCCGCGCCGGUCCCGCCGCCGUCCGCCGCCGCGCCGCCGUCGUCCACGGCGCGCCGGAGCCUGGACUCCGUCACCGGCCGGGCCCCGCGCUGGAUCGAGUUCUGGACCGACGCCGCCGCGGCCGGGGACCGGUUCUUGGAGGUCCCCACGGGCGCCAGCGCCACGAGCGCCGCGGCGGCGCCGGGGUGGCUGCGGUCUAGCCUUGAGGAGGCGGCCUCCAUGCUGACGCGCGGCGGGUGGGGCGUCCGCGAGGUGGAAGAGAUGAUGACUGGAGAAGGUCCCAGCGGCAGCGGCAGCGGCGUCGGCGAGGUGAAUGUGGCGGCGUUGGCGUUGACGGUCGACCGGUGCUGCGGCGACCUGAAGAGGGGAGGCUGGGCCGCGGAGGAGGUGGUGGAGAUGCUGGGGGCGCUGCUGGGGCCGAGGAAGCCGCGGCGGGCGGUGGCAGCGCUGCCGCCGGACGUGGCCGCACGGGUGGGGCGGCUCGCCGAGGCCGUGUCGCGGGCUGUCGGGUCCCAUGCCAAAGUGAAACCUCCGAGGCCAUCUUGAAAAUCGGGGGAGGAAGGCUGGAAAAAGAAUUCUCUGUUUCCAAACUUUUAGUCUAGGACUAGGAAAAAAAAGAAUCUCUGUUUUCCCUGUAUCCGAGUACGUGCGUGUGCGUGUACAUGUACGUGACUAGUAGUCGUGUACAAGUUGUAUGGUUUUGGAGUUUGGUAGACCUGUCAUGUACAUGUUAGAUAUGCUAGGGUGGUGAAUGAAUAAAAUAAAUCUAAGGAAUUUGGGAA
Sorghum bicolor (sorghum) is the source of this 1704-nucleotide messenger RNA. Its product is annotated as large proline-rich protein BAG6. The record is from RefSeq and is a predicted model, not a curated record. Lineage: Eukaryota; Viridiplantae; Streptophyta; Magnoliopsida; Poales; Poaceae. Bases 278 to 1468 code for a protein of 396 amino acids. The transcript has a single exon.